AUGUCUGAUGUCCAUGUUAUGGUGCUGACUUUGCUCCACACGACGCAGAUCAACGAGAGCCACUCGGAGAUGCUGGCCAGUAGCCUCAAGGCGCUGACGGCAGAGAAGGAGACCCCGACUGUGGAGCUGCUCGAGGACUUUAUGACUUGGCUUCGUCCCUCGGGCGUCAGUCGGAGCAAGUGGCGGCUGGUUCUGAGCCUCUGUCCCAGUUGCCCGUCCAAGGUGGCUGUCCAAGCCUCGCGGCCGAAGGAUGGCGCCUCUAACGGCGGAGAGAGCUCAUCGAUGAGCGAGAUCACGGCGGUCAUUCCGGCGUCCAAGAUCAUGUCGCACAAGUCGGCGCUGCGGUCGGCACUGGGCAAGUUUCUCUCGACAGAUGCGGCGCGUUCGAUUGACUCGCGGACGGCGCUCAUUCUGCAUCUGGUGUUUGAGACGUUUCUGGCCGGGCCGUCGUCCGAGUUUGCGCCGUACAUCCAGCUGCUCCCGCGGCAGCUCGACACGACGCUGUUCUGGACCGACGAGGAGCUGGCGGCACUGGCCGGAACGCGCAUUGCCAAGUUCCACGAGAUGGAUCUGGCCGAUGUGAAGAGGCUGUACACCACGGUGGUCAAGCCGCUGACCCAGGUCGAGCCGCACCUCUUCCCGCCGCACGUAUUCACCAAGCGCAACGUGGCGUGGGCGUGGGCGACGGUAUGGGCGCGGUCGGUCAAGCUCCAUCUUGACACCGACAAGGACGGCAAGAACCGCGGCAAGGAGGUGGCCAUUGUUCCGCUUCUUGACCUCAUCUCGCACAACUACACUGGCCAGGCAUACACGACCGUGGUCAACGGACGGGUCCGCAUCAUGUCGUCGGUCCCGACCGCCGCCGGUGAUGUCCUGCAGAAGCCGGCCGGCAUGGCGUCGAACACCGACAUGCUCUAUCGCCACAACGUGGUCUUUGUCAACCAUCCUUCACCGAGGGUCACCGUCGACGUCGAGCUUGCCGAGUCGGACCCUCGGUUUGUGGAGCGGAGCGUGGUGCUCAAGAACGCGCGCUUCCGCGCCAAGGAUGCCAUCGAGCUUGAUCUCCAGGACGAGAUCCAUCCUGACCUCAUCGCCUUUUUCCGCAUCGCCAAGCUCCCCUCGACGCUCCUCACUGCCUACAACGACGCGCCGAGCGUGGCCAACAGCAUUUCGUUCUACGACCCGCUGGACGCCGUCACCGAGCUCCGGGCCCACAAGGCUGCCGCCAAGCUCCUUGCCGGCCUCCUCGCCAGGUUCCCCACCACCCUGGCUGACGACGAGGCCAUGUCUGACGAUGACGUCGCCGCUCUCUCCAUCCGGCUCCGCAUGGCCCGUAUCGUCGCCAUGGGCGAGAAGCGAGUCCUCUCCCACAACCUCCGCAUGAUCUCGGACCACAUCGUUGAGCUCAAGGCUCAAGUCGAAGCCGCCAAGGCCGCCAAGGCCGCCAAGGCUGCCAAGGACGACUUGUAG
Messenger RNA from Thecamonas trahens ATCC 50062, 1470 nucleotides. RefSeq lists its product as uncharacterized. The transcript has 2 exons. NCBI's taxonomy places the organism in Eukaryota, Apusomonadida, Apusomonadidae. The coding region runs from base 1 to 1470 and encodes 489 amino acids. Gene Ontology annotation, biological process: peptidyl-lysine monomethylation. Gene Ontology annotation, cellular component: nucleus. Gene Ontology annotation, molecular function: protein-lysine N-methyltransferase activity. The record is from RefSeq and is a predicted model, not a curated record.